AAGAGGAAUCAACUUUGGCGGCCAACGACUCCCACCUAAACAUCAACUUAGAAACAAUUCAUUUCUUCUCUAGUCUUCCUAGCUAUCCUCUAUAAAUUAUAGACAACACGUGAAAAUUUUGGAGAAAAAAUAACACAAAGAAAAUGGGAAAGCUAAACUCAAUUCCAUUGCUUUGUUCUAUUGCUAUUGCCAUAUUAUUGUCAACUCCAAUAGCUCAUUGUAAAAUUGCCCAAGGACCUAAAGCAGUCGAAAAUUGGUUCCAAAAGCUUAACCAUGCAAAACCAAAAAUGACCAAACUUCACUUCUACUUUCACGAUAUAGUUAGUGGCAGAAACCCAACAUCAAUACGGGUUGCCCAGGCCAAUUCCACUUCGCAUUCGCCUACGGGUUUUGGCUUGCUAGCAAUGUUGGACGAUCGAUUGACAACGGGACCAGAAAUCAAUUCGACGACUAUUGGUCGAACUCAAGGAAUUGUGGGUACGGCUUCUCUUGAGGAAUUCAGUUUGUUGAUGAGUCUAAAUUUUGUGUUUACUAAGGGAAAAUUCAGCGGUAGCACACUUAGUCUCCUUGGCCGUAACACAGUCUUGAACGAAUACCGAGAGAUGCCGAUUGUUGGUGGUUCCGGUGUUUUCCGACUAGCACGAGGUAUCGCCACCGCGAAGACGCAUACUUUGAGUAACAAUGGUAAUGCUGUUGUCGAGUAUCAUGUUGUAGUAAUGCAUUAUUAAGUCAUAGUAUAUGUUAGAAGCUGGCAAUGGAAUUGCUAAGUAAAUUGGAUUUGGCUCUUGUUUUUCCUCAUAUGUACGUUCUUUUUCAUUUAUCAUUCUAAUUUUAUUCUAAUUUUAUCGCAUGUUGAGUAAAAAGGGUCUCAUGAUCAGGCAAGAAAUAAACAUAGUUGUGACUAUAA
Molecule: messenger RNA, 907 nt
Organism: Capsicum annuum
Lineage: Eukaryota; Viridiplantae; Streptophyta; Magnoliopsida; Solanales; Solanaceae
Product: dirigent protein 21
Exons: 1
Coding region: 144-728 (194 amino acids)
Source: RefSeq, a predicted model, not a curated record